AUGAGUAAAUAUAGACGUGAAGAGACUUCGAGUGAUGACAGCGAUAGCGAGGAAGAACGUCGCAAGAAAGACAUCAAGGAAAGAGACAGUUUUGCCAGUCGUCUUAAAGCCAAAGAUGAAAGCAAGAUACGUAAGAUUGCUAUGCCGUCUGGUUCUGGAGCAGCUGAAGCAGCAAAAAGGCUUAAGAUCAUGGAGACUGAUGCCAGGGAACAUCUGGUACCAAAGUUACGUAUUGAGUCUCGUAGAAAAUAUCUGGAGAAACGUAAAGAAGACAAAGUGGCUGAACUGGAGGCUGACAUUCUUGACGAUGAAUAUCUGUUCGAAGAAGAAAUCUUGACAGAGAGAGAAAAGCGCGAAAGAGCUCAUAAGAAACAACUAUUGCAUCUAGCAAAGGAACAUGAAAAGGCAAGAGAACUUGAACGCGUCCAGCGUUACCACAUGCCCCUUAGAGAAGGCAAGAUAGAGCCAGAACCUGACGUAAUGGAUAAAGAGCCACCACAAUCUGAACAAAGCAAAUGGGAAUCAGAUCAGAUGUCAUCGGCUGUGUUCCGUUUUGGUGCUAGAGAUAGAAAAGCUCAGCAAGACUAUGAUCUUCUCAUGGAGGAUGAGAUAGAGUUCGUUCAAGCGUUACGCAUGCCUGGUCAUGACAAGGACAAGAAACGCGAGGCCAGUCCACCAGCACAUGUUAAAACUCUGCAAACGAUACAAGAAACGAAGAAGAGUCUACCAAUUUACCCCUUCAGGAACGAUCUUAUCCAAGCCAUCAAGGACCACCAGGUUUUGAUUAUUGAAGGUGAAACGGGAUCAGGGAAGACCACACAGAUACCGCAAUAUCUGUAUGAAUCUGGGUUCGCAGAGGAUAAUAAGAUAAUCGGAUGCACACAACCGCGGCGAGUAGCCGCGAUGUCGGUGGCCGCGAGAGUGGCCCACGAGAUGGCUGUUAAGCUGGGAAACGAGGUCGGUUACGCUAUUCGUUUCGAAGACUGCACAUCGCAUCGUACUCGUAUUAAAUACAUGACUGACGGUACGUUACACCGAGAGUUUCUCAGCGAACCCGAUCUAGCGUCGUACAGCGUAAUGAUAAUUGAUGAGGCGCACGAACGUACUUUGCACACGGACAUAUUAUUCGGAUUGGUGAAGGACAUAGCGAGGUUUCGUUCCGACUUGAAGCUCUUGAUCUCGUCGGCCACGUUGGACGCCACCAAGUUCAGCGAGUUCUUCGACGAAGCUCCUAUAUACAGGAUACCCGGCCGUCGUUUUCCCGUUGACAUUUAUUACACGAAAGCGCCGGAAGCGGAUUAUAUUGACGCUUGCGUGGUGUCCAUUCUGCAAAUUCACACGACACAACCGCCUGGCGAUAUACUAGUAUUUUUGACCGGACAGGACGAGAUCGAGACGUGCCAGGAGAUGCUGCAGGAGAGAGUCAGGAGGCUGGGAAGCAAGCUGGCGGAACUCCUGAUUUUGCCCGUGUACGCGAAUCUACCGAGCGACAUGCAAACGAAAAUAUUCCAGCCGACUCCAGCAGGAGCGAGAAAGGUUGUAUUGGCGACGAACAUAGCAGAGACUUCGCUAACCAUUGAUAACAUAGUGUACGUUAUAGACCCUGGAUUCGCGAAGCAAAACAAUUUCAAUUCGCGCACAGGCAUGGAGAGUCUGAUGGUCGUUCCGAUUAGCAAGGCAUCCGCAAAUCAGAGAGCCGGCCGAGCAGGUCGAGUUGCUCCGGGAAAGUGUUUCCGCUUGUAUACCGCGUGGGCGUACCAACAUGAGCUCGAGGAUAAUACGGUCCCCGAAAUUCAGAGGAUCAAUCUCGGUAAUGCGGUGCUCACUUUGAAAGCACUCGGUAUUAACGACCUGGUACACUUCGACUUCUUGGAUCCUCCGCCGCAUGAGACGCUGGUCCUUGCGUUGGAGCAGCUGUAUGCGCUGGGCGCGUUGAAUCAUCGCGGGGAAUUGACGAAACUCGGGCGCAGGAUGGCAGAGUUCCCAUUAGACCCGAUGAUGGCGAAGAUGUUAUUGGCUAGCGAGCGGUAUCGCUGCUCAGAAGAAGUGGCGACCAUUGCCGCCAUGCUCUCAGUGAACGGAGCGAUCUUUUACAGACCAAAGGACAAGAUUAUACACGCGGACGCCGCGCGAAAGAAUUUCCACGUGCCUGGUGGCGAUCAUCUAACUCUUCUCAACGUAUAUAAUCAAUGGCAACAGAGCGACUUUAGCACACACUGGUGCUACGAGAACUUCAUACAGCACAGGUCCAUGAAACGGGCGAGGGAUGUCAGAGAACAGCUAGUAGGUCUGAUGCAGCGCGUAGAAAUGGAAUUAGUCUCAGGGAUUACAGAGACUAUUAACAUUAGGAAGGCUAUUACAGCUGGAUAUUUCUACCACGUGGCACGCUUGUCCAAGGGCGGUCACUACAAGACCGCUAAGCACAAUCAAACGGUCGCGAUACAUCCGAACAGUUCCCUGUUUCAAGAACUUCCGCGUUGGCUGCUUUAUCACGAGCUUGUAUUCACCACCAAGGAGUUUAUGCGUCAGGUGACGGAGAUCGAGAGUAAAUGGUUGUUGGAAGUGGCGCCACAUUAUUACAAGCCUAAAGAACUGGAGGACUCGACGAACAAGAAGAUGCCUAAGGUUGCUGGUAGAUCGCGACCGGACGGUACUAACUAGACGCAAUUGUGCAUCACCCUUCUUGACGAUGAUGUUAAAUUAUAUUUUUUACAUGUUUAUUUUUACGCAAUGCACCAAUAAAGAUAGGAAAAG
Dinoponera quadriceps is the source of this 2754-nucleotide messenger RNA. RefSeq names its product putative pre-mRNA-splicing factor ATP-dependent RNA helicase DHX16 (gene l(2)37Cb). The transcript is spliced from 12 exons. Gene Ontology annotation, molecular function: ATP binding; RNA binding. Bases 1 to 2661 code for a protein of 886 amino acids. The record is from RefSeq and is a predicted model, not a curated record. NCBI's taxonomy places the organism in Eukaryota, Metazoa, Arthropoda, Insecta, Hymenoptera, Formicidae. Gene Ontology annotation, cellular component: catalytic step 2 spliceosome; intracellular anatomical structure.